This is a messenger RNA of Megalobrama amblycephala (Wuchang bream), 1651 nucleotides long. RefSeq names its product sialidase-4-like. Gene Ontology annotation, molecular function: exo-alpha-sialidase activity. The coding region runs from base 221 to 1384 and encodes 387 amino acids. Gene Ontology annotation, cellular component: lysosome; cytoplasm; membrane. The record is from RefSeq and is a predicted model, not a curated record. Gene Ontology annotation, biological process: ganglioside catabolic process; oligosaccharide catabolic process. Lineage: Eukaryota; Metazoa; Chordata; Actinopteri; Cypriniformes; Xenocyprididae. The transcript has 2 exons.
CCCCCUCAAUGAAAGUCUAUGGGACUUUUGUCAAGCCAACAUAAUUCUGAGAAAAUGUCUAAAAUCAUUUGUUGGCAAAUUCCACUUCAUUUGAUUUGAUAGUUGGUAUCUCAAGCAAUGUCAUUUAUACAUUUUAAAAUGUGGCUGAAAUGUAUAUAGUGAUACUGUUACUGAUACUUCUACUAUUUAUUCUUUCUAUUUAUAGGGCCAGAAUUUUACAAUGGGUAACAAAACAUCUUCAGAAAACAGUUCAAAUCCGCUCAAAAGCAAUCUCGAAGACAAUACAACAGCAACAACAUUAUUCAAACAAGAGCCAAGAUGUUGUUGUUGUUGUUGUUCAAAGCAGGUGACAUACAGAAUUCCAGCUCUCAUCUACAUAAGUGAAGAUCAAACCUACCUUGCCUUUGCUGAAAAGCGGAAAAGUGAACACGACACACAUGCAGAAUUGCUUGUAAUGAGAAGAGGAUCGUGGAAAGAUGACAAGAAGGAAGUUGAGUGGGUCAGUGGAUAUCAGGUGCUCAGCGCUUGUCUACCAAACCACCGCAGCAUGAAUCCAUGUCCAGUCUAUGAGAGAAAAUCCAAGACCCUCUUUCUGUUUUUCAUUUGUGUUCCCAAUGGAGUUUCAGAAAAUUACCAAAUAAAAGAAAAAAAGAACAGGGCUCGGCUUUGUUACAUAACCAGUAAGGACACUGGCAAAACAUGGAGUUGUAUUACUGACUUGAAAGAUGUGAUCAGAGAAAAGGAGAAAAACUGGGCCACCUUUGCUGUUGGACCAGGACAUGGUGUUCAAAUGAAGAAAAGACUGAUUAUCCCAGCAUACACAUAUUAUUUUAAAUCCGUAAGUGAUACGCCCACAUCACAUGCAUUCGCAUUCUACAGUGAUGAUGAAGGAAACACUUGGCAUGUAGGAGAACAUAUAGAUGGUGAGUCUAAUGAGUGUCAGAUGGCUGAGAUCAUAGACGGUACACUGUACUGCAAUGCUCGAAGUACAUCUAGACACAGAGUCGAGGCUCUAAGCAAGAAUGGUGGAAAAAAUUUUGACAAACCUUUAUCUGCUCAUAAGCUGAUAGACACUGGAGGUGGCUGCCAAGGAAGUGUGCUGAAUAUUCUGUCCCCUGAUCAGAGUACAUGGCUGAUCUAUUCUCACCCAUCUGAUAAAAAGAAGAGAAAGGAUCUCAAAAUCUAUAUAAAUAAUUCACCGAAGGAUCCCAAGCAAUGGAAAACCAUACAACACAUCAAUGAAGGUCCAAGUGGAUACUCAGAUCUGGCAGAGUGUAAAGAUAGAAAUUACAUUGCCUGUCUCUUUGAAUGUGGACAGAAAAGAGAAAUUGAAACAAUAGCCUUCAAGCUUUUCAAUAUCAGCAAUGCUUUUGAUAAUCAAUAAGUGGAUUCUCCACAGCAACGUUCAAGUUCAUGUUGCAAAAAUUGUUCUUUUAAUGUAAUUUUUGUUUGUUUGUCUGUUAUAGUUAAUUUGCUAAAUGAAAAUUGCUGAAUGUUAAAAAUCAAGUUGGAAAUACAUCAAUAUAAUAAUUCAAAUAACCAACCAAGCAAUAUGCUUUCGUUAUUAUAACUGUAUUAUAACCUUUUUAAAUCCUAUAUUUAAUUCACCUGAAUUAUUCAAUAAGUAGGAAACAGGAAACAUAUUUUCAUU